AUGGUGUUAAUAACGGUGGAAGAAGGUGAAGCUUCAAAGGUUCAAGAGAAUGGAGUGGCUGGAGGAGUUGGACUUGACGAGUUUAGGACCAAUGAAGCAGCUAUGGAAAGACCUGUCAUGUCCAUCACUAAGGCUGACGAAGAUGCGGAUGAAUGUGAGGUAUCAGGAGAGGACGAUGAUGCGGAGAUUGAAGUUGACUACACACGCAACUAUUGGGAGGAUGAGGACGAUAUCUACCAAGAGUUUGAGGAGCUGGACUUUGAGGCCCUGCCGGAUCGCUCGGAUACGCGGAGCAUUGCCUCGGACGAUUCCUUCUAUCCCCCAGACAAUUCAGUCGCCUCUCACACAUACCGCUCACCAAGCCCUGACAGCCCCGAGCCCAUCUCCUUCUUCAAGGCCUGCUGCAACAACAACGCCAUCAUCGUCAAGAUUAUGAUCAGACAAGGAGUGACCGAAGAGGAAGUGAGGGAGACAGAUAGGAACAGAAGAUCUGGUCUGAUUGUGGCGUGUUACCAUGGUUACAUGGACGUGGUCAUGGCCCUCGCUCAGUGCCCGUAUCUGGAUGUCAACUGGCAGGAUAAUGAGGGAAACACUGCUCUCAUUACUGCAGCACAAGCAGGUCAUGUGAUCAUCUCCAACUAUCUGCUGAACUACUUCCCUGGGCUGGACAUUGAAAGGAGGAACUGUCAUGGUUUCACAGCUUUGAUGAAGGCUGCCAUGCAGGGCCGGGCUGACUGUGUCAGGGCUCUCAUGCUGGCUGGAGGUGACAUUCAGGCACGGGACAACGGCCGCCAUAUGACACCCAGGGAGUGGGCUCUCUUCACUGGUCGAUACGAGACGGCCAACCUAAUGUAUCGACUGAUGCUAAAGCCCUGUGCUGAGCAGUUCUGUGACUCCUUCUCCCUGGAGUGGCCCAUGUUGGAGGAGCUGGUGAACCAGGCCCGAGAACCAAAGUCUUGCUGGAGGCGUUUGAUCAACCUUCUGUGCUGCUGCCCUUACAGGUUUUACAUCAACAGUAAGGUGAACCCUGUGGAUGAUGGUGUUCUUGACCACAUGGUACGGAUCACGACCAGUAUCUCCAGCCCGCUCAUUGCCACAGCUUGCCGCACCGUGUGCCCAGGCAGCCCACCGUGCAUCGGGAAGCGUCGUCAUGCAGUACAGGAGAUACUGAGGAGGCAAAGACUGGCCGACCUGAAGCGUCUGGGCCCGGACAGACUGAACAACUACAAGAGAUUUUUCCAGAACUCUCGGGUCCAGCUCAUCCCCAAAGCAAGAGAUCGGAGGGCUAGCCUCCAGCCUCAGCUGCUCAGAGACGUGGCUGCAGCGUCCACGGUGGCCAUGAGACGAGCCAGUCUCCUGCCACUCAAUAUGCUGAGGAGAAGCAGUGUGAGGCCGGGCAUCGUGGUGCCCAAAGUGAGGCUCUGCAAAGCCCCGGCUCCGAGCUUUGUACCAGAAAAGCUCAGGCAAAGCAAGAGCCACAACCAGCUUCAGCUACCCAAAUGGGAUUACAAGAUGAAGAGAAUAGAGAAGAGACGGGAGGAGGAGAGGCAAAGACUGUUUCCUGUGUCAAGGAGGAGGUGA
Molecule: messenger RNA, 1581 nt
Organism: Toxotes jaculatrix (banded archerfish)
Lineage: Eukaryota; Metazoa; Chordata; Actinopteri; Toxotidae
Product: ankyrin repeat domain-containing protein 33B-like
Exons: 5
Coding region: 1-1581 (526 amino acids)
Molecular function (GO): protein binding
Source: RefSeq, a predicted model, not a curated record